AUGCAAUUCACCAAGACUCUUAUGCUGCUGGCAGCUCUCACCUCUGGCAGCUUGGCCAACGUGGACAAGCGUUCCACGCUUAUUCCUGUCGCUUCUCCUACCUCCUCUAGCCCCUCCUCUGCUUCUUCCUCAUCUUCACCUUCUUCCGGAGGAGGCAGCAGCGGUGGAUCCUGGACGGCUACUCCCUCCAGCGGAUCCUACUCCACCGAGGGCUUCGGCAGCCGUACCUCCAGCGGCGGCGGUGGCAUCACCUACGCCGGCAACACCGGCAACCCCUGGGGUAGCAACAUAAUCCAGGUGUCCGAGAGCGACGCCGCAAACUACAAGAACGUCGCCCAGUUCAAGGGCCAGAACGAAGAGUCCUGGAAUGUUGUCUUCUUCAACAAGUGCGGCCCCGAUGGUGAGAUGACUGGCUGGUACGGCAACUCCGCUCUCACUUUCGAACUCGCUGCCGGUGACACCAAGUACGUUGCCUUUGACGACGACUCGCGCGGUGGCUGGGCUGCUUCUUCUGGCUCCAUCCCCACUGAUAACAAUGGCGGAUACGCCUCGACAUGGGGAGAGUUUGACUUUACCAGCUCUUCGAACGGUGGCUGGUCUGGAUUCGAUGUGUCUGCUAUCGUGGCACAGAAUGCUGGCUUGACUGUGCAGGGUAUGAGCAUCUGUGAUGCUCUGGGUAGCACUUGCUCUUCUAUCAACCCUGACGCCACUUCUGUUGACAAUGCCUACACCACUGCUGAGACCGACAUUGGUGGUAUUGGUGGUAACCUCUCUGGCGGUGGUGCUGUUCGCCUUGCUGUCACUAUUGACUACAAGGGCUAAGCAAACUUCUGGAUCUUUCAGAUGUAUAAAAUUUUAGAUUAUGUUGAUUAGACCUUCAGAUACCUGGAGUAUCGGAAUAUAC
Messenger RNA from Aspergillus ruber CBS 135680, 904 nucleotides. RefSeq names its product putative allergen. Lineage: Eukaryota; Fungi; Ascomycota; Eurotiomycetes; Eurotiales; Aspergillaceae. The coding region runs from base 1 to 822 and encodes 273 amino acids. Gene Ontology annotation, molecular function: IgE binding. The transcript has a single exon. The record is from RefSeq and is a predicted model, not a curated record. Gene Ontology annotation, cellular component: extracellular region.